Molecule: messenger RNA, 2339 nt
Organism: Bubalus bubalis (water buffalo)
Lineage: Eukaryota; Metazoa; Chordata; Mammalia; Artiodactyla; Bovidae
Gene: EPOR
Product: erythropoietin receptor
Exons: 8
Coding region: 599-2128 (509 amino acids)
Biological process (GO): cytokine-mediated signaling pathway; positive regulation of cell population proliferation; hemopoiesis
Cellular component (GO): external side of plasma membrane; membrane
Molecular function (GO): protein binding; erythropoietin receptor activity
Source: RefSeq, a predicted model, not a curated record
GAAAGCAGAAAAUCACAAAUAAAAUCUCGCAUUCUAGAAUACAUGUAAUUUUUACAAACGCAGGCUCUUUCGUACUUACUAUCUGGCAGUACUUCCCAACAUUGUGCAAACAUUCAACGGCUAUUAGGCUUAUUAUAUUCCUACCCAGACUGGGAAGAAAUGUUGAUUAGUACGAUACUAUCAGUAGUUGUAGUUUACAUUUUUUGAAUGCUUGCUAUGUGCCAAGUCGGAUUUUAUAGAUUAAAAGGCUGAAGCUCAGAUAAGGUAAGUAACCCGUCCAGGGUCGCACAGCAAGAAAGUGUCUGAGGCAGAAAGCAGAGCAGUUCCUUCCCUCCACCCCCAAGGGGGUGCGGAGCCCAGGGCCCCUGCUCUCUGUAGCCUGGCCCCACAGGGCGGCUGCCUCCCUCUUAUCUCAGCUCGGGCUGCCUGCUGGUCCCGCCCCCUCGGGGGAGCUGCCACUUGGAGGCGCCUGGCCGGGAAGGCCUGGUCAGCUGUGUCCGGCGGAGGCAGCUGCUGACCCAGCUGUGGCCUGUGCCAGGGGCGGAAGACGUGGGGGGGAAGCAGGCAGGAGCUCUGGGCCCCCGGCUGGGGCUACAUUAUGUAUCAUCUCCCGGCACCCCUCCGGGCUGGAAUUGGCUUCCUCUGCCUCUUGCUCGCUGGGGCAGCCUGGGCUCCCCCACCCAAUCCAACGGACCCCAAGUUUGAAAACAAAGCGGCCCUGCUGACAGCCCGCGAGCCUGAUGAGUUUCUGUGCUUCACCGAGCGCUUGGAGGAUUUGGUGUGUUUCUGGGAGGAAGCGGCCACCGCCGGAGUCGGCCCGGACAACUACAGCUUCUCUUAUAAGCUCGAGGGUGAGCCGUGGAAGCCAUGCCGCCUGCAUCAGGCGCCCACCGCCCGGGGCUUGGUGCGUUUCUGGUGCUCGCUGCCUACAGCCGACACGUCGAGCUUCGUGCCCCUAGAGCUGCACGUCACUGCGGCCUCCUCGGGCGCUUCACGCUACCGCCGUACCAUUCACGUCAACGAAGUGGUGCUCCUAGACCCUCCCGCCAGGCUUGUGGCUCGGCGGGCCGACGAGGGCGGCCACGUGGUACUGCGCUGGCUCCCGCCUCCUGGGGCACCCAUGGCGAGCCUUAUCCGCUAUGAGGUGAACAUCUCGGCAGAGAACGCCGCAGGGGGCGCACAGAGGGUGGAGAUCCUCGACGGCCGCACCGAGUGCUUGCUGAGCAACCUGCGGGGCGGAACGCGCUACACUUUCAUGGUACGCGCGCGUAUGGCCGAGCCCAGCUUCGGUGGCUUCUGGAGCGCCUGGUCCGAGCCUGCGUCACUGCUGACGGCUAGUGACUUGGACCCCCUCAUCCUGACGCUCUCCCUCGUCCUCGUGCUCAUUCUGCUGCUGCUGGCCGUGCUAGCCCUGCUCUCCCACCGCCGGACUCUGAAGCAGAAGAUUUGGCCUGGCAUCCCAAGCCCUGAGAGCGAGUUUGAAGGCCUCUUCACAACCCACAAGGGUAAUUUCCAGCUGUGGCUGUACCAGACUGACGGGUGUCUGUGGUGGAGCCCCAGCACCCCCUUCCCAGAGGACCCACCUGCCCCCCUGGAAGUCCUCUCUGAGUGCUGCUGGGGGGUGACACAGGCAGUGGAACCUGGGGCAGAUGACGGGGGGCCCCUCCUGGAUCCGGUGGGCAGCGAGCAUGCCCAAGACAGCUACCUGGUACUGGACAAGUGGUUGCUGCCCCGGAGUCUGCCGAGCAAGGACCUCCUGCAGCCUGGUGGCGAUAUGGACAUAGUGACCAUGGAUGAAGCCUCAGAAGUGUCCUCCUGCACAUCCGCUUUGGCCCUGAAGCCUGGGCCGGAGGGAGCCUCUGCUACUAGCUUUGAGUACACCAUUCUUGACCCCAGCUCCCAGCUCUUGCGCCCAAGGGCACUGCCCCCUGAGCUGCUCCCCACCCCACCCCACCUAAAGUACCUGUACCUCGUGGUGUCCGACUCUGGCAUCUCAACUGACUACAGCUCAGGGGGUUCCCAGGAAGCCCAGGGGGGUUCAUCCAAUGGUCCCUACUCCAACCCUUAUGAGAACAGCCUCAUCCCAGCCCCCAAGCCUUCACCCCCAAGCUACGUGGCCUGCUCCUAGGACUCCAGCCCUCAGAGGCUCAGAGACCCAGAAUGACCCCACUUCUACUCAAGGCCCAAGGUUUAUCCGGCAGGGUCAGUGAGGCCUGCUGACCUUGGCUUUCUGCUCAAUUCAUCCUGCUCAGAAAGUCACAGCCUUGCAGUAUUUUUAAAUGUACAGUUUUUUGUGUGUAGAUAGAUAAAUAUAUAUAUAUACUUUAUAUAUAAAUAUA